CAUAGUUUGCCAGCUCACCGUGCAUAAGAAAGCGGUCUUUUGUUCGCGUUGGAUGCUGCGUGUUUCUUUAUAUGCCACAAUAAUUUUGUAUUUUAAAACUAUGGUCUGAACGUUAUGGACAAAUGCUGAUAUAUGUUUGUUUAUUGGUAGAGGAAGAUUUACGAAAUCUGAUUUCCUUUUUGAGUACAUACAAUGGCUUAAUAAGGACCCUACAAGCAGGAUCCGUUUGUUUCCUUAAACUGGAUUUAAGUACGUUUAAGAACUAAACAGUAAUGCAUAAUUGUUUUGUGUAUAAAGUAGUGAUUGUGGUAUUAGUGUAAGGAUAUUUCGCUUUGUGUAGCUGCUGUGGAUGAGCUAAGUCAUCGUCAGUCUUCCCGUGUUGGAAGCUAAUGCGUAACUUCUGUGGUUUCAGAUUCUGAACAGUUAAAAAUAUGAGUAUUUCAUGAAGAAUCGUGACUUAAUGUGAGUCGUGCGAGGUAAUUCUCUACAAUGCCACGCAUUGAUCCACUUCAGUUGCUCAAGUGCUUGAGCGUGCUCUUAAGCCCUGCAGGUGGAAUUAAAAGCAAGGAAGAAGUACAAAGGCUUGCAAGCCUAAUGACGAAGUUUUCGAAGAAACUUGUAAGCAAAUGUAUCUACAUACAGAUAUUGAAAACAACAAAAACUGAUCUCUUGGGCAUGUUCAUGGCUGCUGGAGGAUGGAACCUGACGCACACUUGGUUGUCUGAUGCUAUAGUGGCCAAAAACUGGCCUCUUAUACAGGAAUUGUUAGAAUUACUGUUGAUGUGCCCAGUUGAUGUGGAAAGGUUAAAGACAAACAAUUGUCCUAAACUAAUAAAAGGCCUUUCCAAGGAAAGCACCAAUGAAAGUGUUAAGUUGCUCGCAAGUAAGUUGGUGGAACAGUGGUUAAAGAUAGUAAAGGGAGAAACUGAGGCAGUAAGGGCCCAUCAGAUAGCUGGUGUGGAGAAUAAAGCUAUCGAAGUGGUUAGGACAGAAAACAAAACGCCUGAAGCAACAUGUGUUAGUGUAACUGAGGAUGUCAACCGAACAGAAUUGUGUAGUGAGAGAUUGCAGACUAACAGUUGUAGCGAGGAGUGUAAAGUAGAUGUGACUCCACCACCAAUUAAACAGGAAAGUGUAGUGCAAGUGAAAGCAGAAACCUUAGGUUCUGACAUAGAUGUUCACAAACUAUUGAUCAAGACUGAAGAUGCAUCAGAUGACUCGGGUGAAGAUGUUGCCUGGGAUGCUCCACUUGGACAGUUGCCAGUAUAUAAAAUCACAAUUCGAGAUGGAAAACGAGUAUUAGCAAAAGUGUACUCAGGGGAAAAGGCGAACAGGAGGUUCAGUGUGGACAGUUGUUCGAGUGUGGCUUCAUUUGCAGAAGAGGGAAAAUCUGUAAAGAUUAGUUCUGGUGUGAUGAAGAUAAAUGAUCCAGUUGCAGCUAAAAAGGAAGAGUUGAAAAAAGAAACGGAAGAGACACCUGUGAAAGUGAGUAUAGAACCACAGAAAGUUCCCAUGGUGAAAUUGAAAGUAAAAUCUGAAAAAUUGGAAAACAAUGUAGAAGGAACAAAUUUAACUAAAGAUAUUCAGAAGAAACCUAAAGAUGCUCAGUCAAGUAGUAAGAUGUCUGAUAAACUAAGAAGGACCAAAGUUGAAUCUAGUAAGGAGAAGAGCAGAGAGAAGAUACCUUCAAAAGACAGAAAUAAAGAAAAAUCAAAGGAUAAAGAAAGCAACAAGGAAACUAGCAAAGUUAAGGAUAAGAAACAGAGUAAUGAGAAAAUUUGUCUUAAUUCUGAAAAGGACAGAGCUGCUAUUGCAAAGCUGAUUCCACCUGCAAUAAGCAAAUUGGGAAAAAUACCAAAGAAACCCAGACCUGAAGAGCCUCAGAGUAGUGUGUCUGAUAUUAAAAAGCCCUCUUCUAGUGACAUUAAAAAGCCUCCUGUUCCUGAAUCAACCAGCCGAAAGCCUUCUAUAUCCAUAGAAUCAAGAAAACCUUCUGAUUCCGCUCGCCCAAAGACUGUGAAGACUUUCAAUUCCAAGUUCCGUUCUACAGGACUGGAGGAGGAAGCGAAGCCACCACCGUCACGACUGGUCAAGAAGACCACUACGCCUGUGGAUAAGAAACCAGUCAAACUCCCAUCCUUAAAACGUUCAUCCCCUCCCAAUGAGUUGUCAACACCCCCUGAAAAGAAGCUGAAGCCCAUGAUUGCUGACACAGGCACUGAUGACGCAAAGAAGAGUGUGGGCAUUAAGUUAAUUCCUCCCAGACCAAAACCAUCAUUCCUUCAGGAAAGUGACAUGUUUAUGGAUGCCUUGACUGCAUCUACCAAGAAGGAACCCCGCAAACGUAAGCGACGAACUAGUAGUAGUAAAGAUGGUCCUGAUACAAAGAAAGAAGCAGCCACUGGAAAGGAAGAGGAGACCAUCAAGGAGUCAACCCCACCAUCAUCUCCCACUAACAAUGGUGAAGACAGCAAGUCACCUCCUAUUGUCAGACCAUUGCUCAAGUUUUAUCAGGACACUUUGGAGACCAAUGAUGAUGAAAAAGGAGAUGAUGGGGUGAAGGAAAAUGAAAAGAAGACUGAUAAAUCUGCAUCAGUAUUAAAGGGGAAAUCUGAAGAGGAAGAUCAGAAUUCACCUACACCAAGUUCACAGGAUGGGAAUGAAGGAAGUCCUGAGGAUGCUGCAUAUGGAACUGGUGAAGGGAGACGGAGAUUGUCCAAAGAUGAUAGUCCAAAGGAAGAUGAUGGAUAUUAUGAUGAGGGUAAAGGGAAGGAUUCAACAGAAAAUGCACCUGGAAAGUACCCAAAGGGUGUACUCAUUUACCAUAAAACCAAGAAAGGCCCAAAAAAAGUUGUCAGGUGGAAGCAAGAAAAGGAUUUGGAGACCAUAAAAUACUUUGAAUUGGAUGAAACAGAAAGAGUGAAUGUAACAAAAACUUUUAUGGACAUGAAACAAAUGGAAAGAAGUAAUGAACGAGAAGCCUUCUUGCAUGCAAGGAAGCUCCCUCAAGAUGAUACAAUGGAGGAGAAGAUAUCAUGGCAGCCUCUGAUUCCAAUUGACAUGCCACCCAGCUUGGUGGAGCCUGGUAUUCACAGCCGAGAAAAGGAUGUUCAAUAUGCACGAGAGAAAGUCAUUCUGCAAGCACUGUACUUCAGCAGAGCCAUGAUACCUGAUUCUGCUUCAGAGCCAGAUCAGGAGAUCCAUCCAACUACAGAUCCAGUUAUAAUUCCUUUGGAUGAUGUCACAGGCAAUCCUGACAGUGUCAAUGACUACCAAAAUACACCAUGGCCUGAGCCAAAACCGCUUAUAAUCCCUCAGUCACCUCCACCACAGUUUCAGCAGUCUCAGCCACCCUCAUUUGGCUCAUUCUCAAAUCAGACAUUUCCAGGACCACCACAGAUAUUUCCAAACCAGAGUGGUAUACCUAAUAAUAUGCCCAUGCCAGGGAGCAUGAUGGGACCAAACCCAGUGAACAAUAUGAAUCCAAUGAGUGGCAUGAAUAAUAUGGGCCCUGGGGGUGGAGACUGGAGGACUGGUGAUGGAAAGGUGCUCCCUAUCAAUGAAAUGCCUUUGCAAAUAGAUAUGUACAACCAGGGAGGCCCCCCCAUGGGCAUAGGAAUGCCUAGUAUACCUGCAAUGGGUGGAAUGGGUGGGCCUGGUCCAGAGAUAAAUUAUAACAUGAUGGGAGGUGAAGAUAUUGGUCCAUAUGGACCACAGGGUUUUGCCAUGGGUGGUCCUCAUCCAGGAAUGUACCCAUUCCGAGGUGGUCGGGGACCCAACAUGAGUGGUGGAAUACGCAGUGGAAGAGGUGGCAAUCAGAUGGGACCCAGAGGACCAAAUGGUGGACCCUGGUAUCGACCCAAUGGACCUCAUCCCAUGGGUAACAGCUGGCAAGGUGGUGGCGGCGGCGGUCGUGGAGGUCGUGGGUGGGGUGGCCAAAAUCGAGGUAUCUGCAAACAUUUCCGGGGAGGUUUCUGUCGGAAUGCUGAUACAUGUCCAUAUUUGCAUCCAGGGGUGAAUGGACCUCAGUACUGAAGCAGUUUAUCAACGUCAAUCUUCAGAGAGCAAAGAAUGCUGAAAUGUGCAAUAAUGUUUCAAUAAUGUGGAAUGUACUGACAAGAUAUCUUUUAUGACCUAUAAACUUUGUUUUGUGUGAUACAUCAGACAAGUUUUAUUGGUUGGGUGUGGCAGAAAUUUCUCUGGCCUAGGGAGUAAGCAGUGUAGAGACUAUGUGACUGAUUCUGUGGCAAGUAAUUUCUAAUUGUAUUUUCACUUGUUCCAAGUUUAUGGACAGGAGUCGCUCAAGAGGAUCAGAUUUAAUGAACUGCUGUGUGUGUGUGUGUGUGUGUGUGAGAGAGAGAGAGAGAGAGAUAUGCUCAUUCCUUGUGAUGGCCUUAGAAGACAUGUCAGUCUGGCUUCCAUUAUACCAAACUUCACAUAAGGGCAUUUUUAUAACUGCACAAAUCCAACUAACAUUCUGACACAAAAGAGUGACAUAUAAAAACAAACAAUGUUUAUAUAUAUAUAUAUAUAUUGCAUUUCUUGAAUGAAUUCUCCUGCACAUUGGGUGGUAUGAUUUCAUGUAUAUAAUUGUAUAUAAUAUUGGAUUAACUAAUGGUUAAGUAAAGCAAGACCAAAAAUACAUUUGCUGAUUUCCUGUUAUUUACAGAGGGCAGCAGAGAUUAGAAUUAUAGAGCCAGUGAGUAUGUUGCUUAAUGCUAUAUCUCUUCCUACUUGGCACAUCUGCAUCUAUAAUCUUGAGAUGGAAUGUGAGCUUUGUAUAUUUGAUUAUACUCAGUGCUGAUGAAUAAUCCAAGAAAUGUAUGACUAAAAUAUAUAUAUACACACACACACAUAUAUGUCCUCUACUAUUAAAUUGUAAGAUUUCUAAGAUGCUAUAUUAUUUAUUACUCCAGAAGAGAAGACAAGUUUUAUAUUUUCAUGGACAAAACUGUGCUAUCCCCCUGAAGAAUAAAUUCAAUUUCUUUUAGGAAAGGAUAAGAGUAUCUCAUUACAUUAAAACCUGUGAAUACAUGUACAGAAAAACUGUAGAGGUGUACAGUCAUUUUGCAUUGUUAUUUUGUGCAUUCCGUUUACACUUCAGAUAUCUUUCAUAAAAUAUAAGACCAGAUGUUUGUAA
Molecule: messenger RNA, 5140 nt
Organism: Zootermopsis nevadensis
Lineage: Eukaryota; Metazoa; Arthropoda; Insecta; Blattodea; Termopsidae
Cellular component (GO): chromatin; PTW/PP1 phosphatase complex
Molecular function (GO): protein phosphatase 1 binding; metal ion binding
Source: RefSeq, a predicted model, not a curated record